Molecule: messenger RNA, 3518 nt
Organism: Larimichthys crocea (large yellow croaker)
Lineage: Eukaryota; Metazoa; Chordata; Actinopteri; Sciaenidae
Gene: f13a1b
Product: coagulation factor XIII, A1 polypeptide b
Exons: 15
Coding region: 189-2426 (745 amino acids)
Biological process (GO): peptide cross-linking; blood coagulation, fibrin clot formation
Molecular function (GO): protein-glutamine gamma-glutamyltransferase activity
Source: RefSeq, a predicted model, not a curated record
ACACACACACACACACACACGGAUGGCUAUCCCCUGUAGGGUAUAUAAGUAGAAACAGAAGUCUCCAAAGUCGGAUCAGCAGCAGCAGCAGCAGCAGCAGCAGCAGCAGACCGACUCCAACCAACAGCAGCUUGUCUCUCCAGCUUAAUUUUGAGUCUUGUGAAGGAUCAUCCUGAACCGUCACCACUAUGUCUGAUGAAAUCGUCACUCCGACUCCCUCUCCCUCUCCUUCUGCCCCUCCUGUUCCCACCGGACCACCUCCCAAGGUGACGAACCGUGGCCGCACCGCAGUUCCCAUCGCCAGCUCCAACUCUGACACAACUGAUGUACCCGAGUUUGAGCCAUUUGGUGCACCGGGCCCAAGAGGAUUUCCACCUCUGACUGAGUUUCUCGACAUCUGGGAUGUCAACAUGAUAAAGCGUCCAGAUGAGAUCAACAGGAAGCAACAUCACACCGUGUUGUACAACUCGGAUAAUCUCAUCGUCCGUCGAGGACAAGAGUUCCAGAUCAAGAUCACCUUCAAUCGCCCCUACAAACCUGCUGAAGACAAGUUUGCUCUGGAGUUUGCCAUUGGUUCCAGCCCUCAGUUCAGCAAGGGCACCUAUAUUCCUGUAUUCCCCACCAGUGAACGUCAGUCCACCUGGACUGGACGCAUCAUAAACACCAACGAAAACAUGGUCACCAUGGGUAUCACUCCUUUGGCAAGCUGCAUUGUUGGAAAGUACAACAUGUACGUUGCUGUGAUGACGCCCUUCGGCAUCCGUAGGACCAGACGGGACAGCAGCAGAGAUCUCUACAUCCUCUUCAAUCCAUGGGUGGCAGAUGAUGCCGUGUUUCUGGAUGAUGAGAGAGAGAGGGACGAGUGUGUGAUGACUGAAAUGGGGAUCAUCUACCACGGUGCACACGGCGACAUCGCAGAGAGAGACUGGAACUAUGGACAGUUUAACUAUGGAGUCCUGGAUGCCUGUCUGUACAUCAUGGACAGGUCUGACAUGCCAAUCACCAACAGAGGAGACCCCAUAAAGGUGACCAGAAAGGCCUCUGCUAUGAUGAACUCUCGUGAUGAUGAAGGAGUGCUGGUGGGGAACUGGAGUGGCGACUACACCUACGGUGUGGCACCCACUUCCUGGACUGGCAGUACAGAAAUCCUGACUACCUAUGCCAGCAGCAAGAUGCCUGUCGCUUAUGCUCAGUGCUGGGUCUACGCUGCCGUCUUCAACACCUUCUUGCGUUGUUUGGGCAUCCCAUCGCGGGUCGUUACCAACUACUACUCCGCUCAUGACAAUGAUGGAAACCUGAGAACUGACAUCAUCCUGGAUGACACCGGCAGAAUCGACCGCAAUCGCACCAAAGACUCUAUCUGGAACUACCACUGCUGGAAUGAGUGCUUCAUGACCAGGCCAGACCUUCCACCUGGCUUUGGAGGCUGGCAGGUUGUGGAUGCAACACCACAGGAGACUAGUGAUGGCAUGUACAGGUGUGGUCCUGCAUCAGUCCAGGCCAUCAAACAUGGGCACACAUGCUACCCAUUUGAUGCUGCCUUUGUGUUUGCUGAGGUCAACAGCGAUGUGGUGUUUUAUUCCCGGAGUAGAGAUGGGACUUUGGAGCUAGUCAAAGUGAACCCAACUCAUGUAGGCCGCUUGGUUUUGACUAAAACACCAGGAGAUGUGUCUCGCCGUGACAUUACGGAUCAAUACAAGUUUCCUGAGGGUAGUACCGAGGAGCGGACCACUCUGGAAAAAGCAGAGGAGUAUGGCUGUAAACGAGAGAAGUCCAACCUUCCUGAGGCUGACGUGGAUCUGGUCCUGCCUACCCUGGAGGUCAGUGUGGGCGACGACUUCGAGCUGAACAUGGAGUUCAUAAAUCGCAGUGACGAACGCCGCGUCGUGGAUGCCUACAUCAGCGGGAGCGUGGUGUAUUACACCGGAGUCACCAGCUCUGAGUUCCUGUUAAGGAGUCCCAGGGUGACAAUUGGCCCAAACAAAAGUGUGAAGGAGUUGGUGGUGGUUGAGUCAAAGAGCUACAUGAAGCAUCUUGUUGAACAGGCCAACCUCCAUUUCAUUGCUACUGGAAAGAUCAAGGAGACCGGCCAGAUCGUCACCGCCAUGAAAGUCGUCCCCCUGCACAAUCCCAAACUCACAGUCACGGUGUCUGAGGGAGGUAAAGUGAGUGAAGAGAUGACCGUGACUGUGCAGUUUAAAAACCCCUUCUCCUUCGACCUGGAGGGCGUCUACAUUCGCAUGGAAGGUCCCGGUAUCCUGAUGCCCAAGUUCAAAUAUUACAGUCUGAUCCCAGCAGGCUCCUCCCUGACCUGGACCGAGUUUUUCACCCCGCACAGGGCUGGCAGCACCAGGAUGAUCGCUAUCCUGGACUGCCCUGCUCUCAGGCAGGUCCAAGGCCAGGCGUCUCUCACCAUUGAGCCCUGAGGAUCUUUGCAGGAUCACUGAUGCCCAAACGUCAUUCAACUUACUUACUUACUUACUUACACUUCAGCCCAAAUAUAGGCGUAUAACAUAGUUGUGUAUCUGUAGGUUUGCUACAAGUGUAGCUUCAGCAUUUAUGACGACAAUUGUGAUCUCUUAGGUCUAAAAAAAAUGUGGUAAUUUCUAAAACUGCAUGUUUAAAUAGAGGCUAAUCAACACAUUUUUUUUUUACAUCAAACAUUUUGACAGAUAAAUAGCAACUAAUCGAGGGUGAGAAAGUAUAUUAUAUACACAACUUCACAGUGAGCAUGGUUGUUUCUGAAAUCUAUUCCUAAAUCAAUCAUUUAUUACUUCUUAUAUAAUAGGACAACAGAUUUCGAACGUUAAUAAAUUUGCGUAAUUUUGACAAUUACACAUCUAUGAAAUAGAAAUACGAUGCACUACAUUGUGGGAAAGAAAGUUGGAAACAUGCCAUGGAUACUAGUUGUUUAGUUUCAUUGUGAAAUUUUAAUCUAUUAUUGGCCAACAGGGGGCAGAAUUACCCAAAACCACCAGACAUAUUAUUUUAUAGUCACACACAGCAACAGUAUAAGCCCACUGCAGUUGUUAUCUAGUGGCCUAAUGUCUUUAAAUCCAAUAUUCUCUCUUUUUUACUCAGUUCAAUUCACAAUCGUCUUCUCAGAAAAAUAUCUGGAUCAUUAUUUGUUAAAACUUCAGUUGUAUUCACCAGCUUGUUUCUGCAUUGUUUGUCUGCUGCUUUGUAGGUAAUUUAGUGAGUCUACCAGAGAUGGAUUUUGGGAAAAUGGCUUUCAGCAGUUGCUAGAAACAGGGUUGAUUAGAGAAGAGCUAAAGAGAACGUACAGGCUGAGUAGAUCUGCAGAGUUGAGUGAUAACUGGUGGAUAUGAGAUAUGAGAAAUUUGACGCUUGAUAUACAAAAUAUUGAUCGAUGAACCUAACUUUUGAAAUGUAUCUGGAGUAUCAGUGUUUCUGCUUGAGAACUGCAAAGAGCUCUUUCCACCUCUUUCUUCAAUCUAUAAAAUCUGUUUCUUCAAAAUUACAAAUAUCAACCAAAUAAAAGAUUUCUUAAACUUAAA